UUUAUGUUGAUGGAGCAGACGUGCAGCGUUACACACAGGCGCCCUGCCGGGGUCGCGCUGGACUGAACUGUGGCGGGGCAUGCUAGGCGAGACAUGUCGGGGACAUGUCGCCGGCUCUCACUCUCAGCAAGUGCCCAUGGAAUCAAACCCAAGCCGCCAUCUUAUACAUGCCUCCGUCUUGUAGCCAUAACUUCACCCGCCAGUAACAUGGCAUGUGCUGUUGAACCGCUCGCUAGCACUCUCAUUCACAAUCCAGAGUCGCUUCCUCCACAUCCCAGCACAAUACUAUGAAAUAUGCAUGCAUUUAUUUGAAAGCAAGGACCGGCCUGGAGCGUCAGAGUUGUCCGUGCAAAAUUCAAUUCAAGAUGGGGGGCUGGAUCCAUCGUCACCAAAGCGCGCCAUUCAGCCGAGGCUUUCGCGCCUGUCGCUUCAUACCCGGUGAAGCUCCACUUUAACGUCAUUGAUAGGCUUCAUACUUACUUGGAGCGCUGUCCAAGCUCUGAGCGCCACCGAGCCUGCCGCACCAGCCGGAAAAUCCUCGCACCGAGCCUUGGCUUGAAGCAAGCAAUCAUGCUGGCCUCCAGUUCUCUGACGAGCAAGCGCUCAGCAUGCGCUAGCUCGUCUGCUUCCCGCGUUCCUCAUGUUCGCGCGGCGCCAGUCCCGCAGCGAGCCGUCACCCCUCAGCCCGCGACGAGCACCUCCUACCCCAGCCAGCCAGUCUUCCGCCAGCACCAGGUGGCGCCUGUGCGUGGCCGCCCGGGCCGCAACUAUAUGGUCGUCGCCAGCACUGGCUACAUACCUUUUGGUGGUGAUGCCCGCAUCAAGGUUAUCGGGGUCGGCGGUGGUGGCGGCAAUGCCCUAAACCGCAUGAUCAACAGCGGCCUGCAGGGCGUGGAGUUCUGGGCCAUCAACACCGACGCCCAGGCCCUGGCCGCCCACCAGGCUCUCAACAAGGUGCAGAUCGGCAGCGAGCUGACCCGCGGCCUGGGCUGCGGCGGCAACCCUGAGCUGGGCCGCCGCGCUGCUAUGGAGAGCGAGGAGGCGCUGCGCCGCAUGGUGCAGGGCGCUGAUCUGGUGUUCAUCACCGCGGGCAUGGGCGGCGGUACCGGCACCGGUGCCGCCCCCGUGGUGGCCCGCCUGUCCAAGGAGUUGGGCAUCCUGACUGUGGGCGUCGUCACCUACCCCUUCAACUUCGAGGGCCGCCGCCGCGCCGGCCAGGCUCUUGAGGGCAUUGAGGCGCUGCGUGAGGCCGUGGACUCCGUGAUCGUCAUCCCCAACGACCGCCUGCUGGACGUGGCCGGCGCCAGCACCGCGCUGCAGGAUGCCUUCGCGUUGGCAGACGAUGUGCUGCGCCAGGGUGUGCAGGGUAUCUCAGACAUCAUCACCGUGCCCGGCCUCAUCAACGUUGACUUUGCGGAUGUCAAGGCCAUCAUGAGCAACAGCGGCACGGCCAUGCUGGGUGUGGGCGCCGCCUCCACAGCCACCGCCGCCCCCGGCGGCCCCGACCGCGCGGAGCAGGCGGCCGUGGCCGCCACAUCGGCACCGCUCAUCCAGCGCAGCAUCGAGAAGGCUACCGGCAUUGUGUACAACAUCACUGGUGGCCGUGACCUGACCCUGGCCGAGGUCAACCGCGUGUCCGAGGUGGUGACCGCCCUGGCCGACCCCUCAUGCAACAUUAUCUUUGGCGCCGUUGUGGACGAGCAGUACGACGGCGAGCUGCACGUGACCAUCAUCGCUACCGGCUUCGCGCCAACCUACGAGAACGAGCUUCUCAACGGCGGCAACGCGCAGCAGCAGCAGGCUCGUGCCGCCCGCCGCGCCUCAAACCAGGCUACCGCCGCGUCACUUGCGCCCAACCCCGUGCCCGCCGCUGCGCCCGCUGCCCCUGCACCGCCUGCCCAGCCAGCGAUGCCGGCCGUGCAGCCCACCACCCCACCCGCCAACCCUGCUGCUCCCUGGAGCCGCCCCAACCGUGCCAAGCUGGACUUUCUGGGCCGCAGCAUUCUGUGAGCAGUCGCAGCUGUCUGGCGUGUUAGCUAGUUAGUAGCGGCAGGGCAGGGACUAAGGCUUUCGGUACACCGCUGUGAAGUUCUUCACAAUGAAGCGUUAUGUAUGUGGGAAGGAUUGGACACGUGAGAGGUACUGUAUGGCGCGGUCCUCGCGUAAGGAUUCUGAGCCAACAGUUGGAAGGCUGCACAAGGUGCUGGGCUGGCUGGGGAGGAGGAUGGCGCAGGUUGUGGCAGCUUAGGGUCAACGUCCGUAGCAAUGCGCGUGACCAACCGACGCAUCAUUUCAGGUGCUGCUGUACAGAUUUGAAGGUGACCCGUGCCUAUGCACAUAUUUUAUGCUUGAUACUUGACCUGCUGCUGGCAGUAGAACUUGACAUAAAUUGACAGGAUGGACCGCGUGUGGAGUGAGAGGGUGCUGGUGAUUCCUACUGCGGCCUGCAGGCCGAAAAGCAUGGCAAAGCUGAUGCGUCGCGCCGGCGGGCGCUGGCAAACGCGUGAAUGCAAAUAAGUCAUUACGCUGAAUCG
Molecule: messenger RNA, 2534 nt
Organism: Chlamydomonas reinhardtii
Lineage: Eukaryota; Viridiplantae; Chlorophyta; Chlorophyceae; Chlamydomonadales; Chlamydomonadaceae
Exons: 10
Coding region: 571-2010 (479 amino acids)
Biological process (GO): chloroplast fission; cell division
Cellular component (GO): cell division site; cytoplasm; chloroplast
Molecular function (GO): GTP binding; GTPase activity
Source: RefSeq, a predicted model, not a curated record